CGCCCCGGCUGGGCCAUGCCCGGGCUGCGCCGGGACCGCCUGCUGACCCUGCUGCUGCUGGGCGCGCUGCUCUCCGCCGACCUCUACUUCCACCUCUGGCCCCAAGUGCAGCGCCAGCUGCGGCGCCGGGAGCGCCCGCGGGGCUGCCCGUGCGCCAGCCGCGCCUCCUCCCUGGCCCCGGCCCCGGCCGCGGCCGCAGCCUCCUCGGCCCCCGGCACGGUCGCGCACAACUUUUCCCGAGCCGGGCCCCGGGCUGAGCCGGCCGGCGGUGGCCGCAGCGGCUCGGGCUCCAAGCUGCAGGCCCUCUUCGCCCACCCGCUGUACAAUGUCCUGGAGGAGCCGCCUCUCCUCGGACCCGAAGACUCGCUGCUGGCCAGCCAGGAGGCGCUGCGGUACUACCGGAGGAAGGUGGCCCGCUGGAACAGACGACAAAAGAUGUACAAAGAGCAGAUGAACCUCACCUCCCUGGACCCCCCACUACAGUUCCGUGUCGAGGCCAGCUGGGUCCAGUUCCACCUGGAGAUCAACCGCCAUGGGCUCUACUCCCGGUCCAGUCCCAUGGUCAGCAAACUUCUGCGUGACAUGAAGCGCUUUCCCACCAUCAGCGCUGAUUACAGCCAAGACGAGAAAGCCUUGCUUGGGGCGUGUGACUGCACCCAGAUUGUGAAACCCAGCGGGGUCCACCUCAAGCUGGUGCUGAGGUUCUCGGAUUUCGGGAAGGCCAUGUUCAAACCCAUGAGACAGCAGCGAGAUGAGGAGACGCCUGAGGACUUCUUCUAUUUCAUUGACUUCCAGAGGCACAACGCCGAGAUCGCGGCCUUCCAUCUGGACAGGAUUCUGGACUUCAGACGGGUGCCGCCCACAGUGGGGAGGCUAGUGAACGUCACCAAGGAAAUCCUAGAGGUCACCAAGAAUGAAAUCCUGCAGAGCGUUUUCUUUGUCUCUCCAGCCAGCAACGUGUGCUUCUUCGCCAAGUGUCCGUACAUGUGCAAGACCGAGUAUGCUGUCUGUGGCAACCCGCACCUGCUGGAGGGCUCCCUCUCCGCCUUCCUGCCAUCCCUCAACCUGGCCCCCAGGCUGUCUGUGCCCAACCCCUGGAUCCGCUCCUACUCACUGGCAGGAAAAGAGGAGUGGGAGGUCAAUCCCCUGUACUGCGACACAGUGAGACAGAUCUACCCGUACAACAGCAGCAACCGGCUCCUCAACGUCAUCGACAUGGCCAUCUUCGACUUCCUGAUAGGGAACAUGGACCGUCACCAUUACGAGAUGUUCACCAAGUUUGGGGAUGACGGGUUCCUUAUUCACCUUGACAAUGCCAGAGGGUUCGGACGACACUCCCAUGACGAAAUCUCCAUCCUCUCGCCUCUCUCCCAGUGCUGCAUGAUAAAAAGGAAAACACUUUUGCACCUAGAGCUGCUGGCGCAAGCCGACUAUAAACUCAGUGACGUGAUGCGGGAGUCGCUGCUAGAAGACCAGCUCGCCCCCGUCCUCACAGAACCCCACCUCCUUGCCCUGGAUCGGAGACUCCAAAUCAUCCUAAGGACGGUGGAGAGGUGCAUAGAAGUCUACGGAGAGCAGAGUGUCAUAGCCAUCGGCCCAGCAGAACAAUCUGUCCCCGACCCUGGCCAGGCUAACUUGACAAACUAAGGGCUAGAAGAGUCAAUUUUCAGAAAAUACACCUGGAGCCGGCGGCAGUAGCCUCCAGAGUGCAGACCACUGCUUCCUCACCUCCACCUAUUAAUGCUGGAGGUCGAGUCAUGAGCUCAGGAAGAAGGAAGGGCAUUUGUGAAACGGCAAGUGGGAUCCGCUGAACGUGAUCUUUACUCCUUGGUGCAUUGCUUCUGGCGUGAAUUGUCUUGGCUCUGUUUUUCCCUGAGAGCACUGGCUUCAUCAAGGCCACAGACUAUUUCCUGAGCGCACUGGGAAAUCUGGAUAUGGGUGAGGCCUGGAAGGUUUGGAAACGUUGUUCCCAGGAGAGAGUAUUAACUGUAACAAGUCAAAUAAAAGGACAUCAAGUGGA
Propithecus coquereli (Coquerel's sifaka) is the source of this 2020-nucleotide messenger RNA. RefSeq names its product family with sequence similarity 20, member A (gene FAM20A). The transcript has 11 exons. Lineage: Eukaryota; Metazoa; Chordata; Mammalia; Primates; Indriidae. The record is from RefSeq and is a predicted model, not a curated record. The coding region runs from base 16 to 1647 and encodes 543 amino acids. Gene Ontology annotation, cellular component: Golgi apparatus. Gene Ontology annotation, molecular function: protein serine/threonine kinase activator activity.